CUCGCGAGAGGAGGAGGGGCUAAAGCCGGACGUGGAGGCCCGAGGUCCGCUGUAGCAGCGCUCCUGAAGGGGGUGGGCGAAGGAAGGGAAGAGAGACCGGCCAAAAAACUGCCCGUCCCUUUUGAGGCUAGGAGCUGGGAGGAAGAAGCAAGAGUAGCGGCGUCGGCAGAGAUGGCGCGGCUGGUGGCAGUUUGCAGGGACGGCGAGGAAGAAUUCCCCUUCGAGAGGCGACAGAUCCCCCUCUACAUCGAUGACACCCUGACGAUGGUGAUGGAGUUUCCUGAUAACGUGCUUAACCUUGAUGGGCAUCAGAACAGUGGGGCGCAGUUAAAGCAGUUCAUCCAGCGGCACAGCAUGCUCAAGCAGCAGGACCUGAAUAUUGCCAUGAUGGUGACAUCGCGCGAAGUCUUGAGUGCUCUCUCUCAGCUUGUCCCGUGCGUUGGCUGCCGCCGGAGCGUGGAGCGCCUCUUCUCUCAGCUCGUGGAGUCGGGGAAUCCUGCUCUCGAACCCCUCACCGUCGGGUCCAAGGGAGUCCUCUCUGUCACUCCAAGCUGCAUGAGGGAUGCAAAGAAGCUCUACACGCUUUUCUACGUGCAUGGGUCCAAGUUAAAUGAAAUGAUUGAUGCGAUUCCGAAAAGUAAGAAGAACAAGAGGUGCCAGCUGCACUCCUUGGACACGCACAAACCCAAGCCCUUGGGCGAAGGGAACAGUAGCGCCCUGAGUGCAGAGAAGUUAGGUGCAGAUAAAAGAAGUAGUGAAGACGACAGGAAGGAGAGCAGGUGUAGGAUCACUUUCUACUAUGGACCUUUCCAAGGAGCAGCCAGGGGUUGCUGGAUGGACGUGUGGGAGCUGAUGUCUCAGGAGUGCAGAGACGAAGUAGUUUUAAUCGACUCCAGCUGCCUGUUAGAAACAUUAGAAACUUACCUCCGGAAACACAGGUUUUGCACCGACUGCAAGAACAAAGUCCUGCGGGCUUACACCAUCCUUAUCGGCGAGCUGGACUGCAGCAAAGAGAAGGGCUACUGCGCCGCUCUCUACGAGGGGCUGCGCUGCUGUCCUCACGAGCGCCACAUCCACGUGUGCUGUGAGACCGACUUCAUCGCCCACCUCCUUGGCCGAGCCGAACCCGAGUUCGCAGGAGGGUAUGAGCGAAGGGAGAGACAUGCAAAGACAAUUGACAUCGCCCAAGAGGAGGUCCUGACUUGCCUGGGGAUCCAUCUUUACGAACGGCUGCACCGCAUCUGGCAGAAGCUGAGGGCGGAGGAGCAGACUUGGCAGAUGCUGUUCUACCUUGGCGUUGAUGCUUUGCGCAAAAGUUUCGAGAUGGCCGUGGAAAGAGUCCAGGGCAUCAGCCGGCUGGAGCAGCUCUGCGAGGAGUUCUCCGAAGAGGAGCGGGUGCGAGAGCUCAAGCAGGAGAAGAAGCGCCAGAAGCGCAAGAACCGGAGAAAAAAUAAGUGUGCGUGCGAGAUCCCCGCUCCCUUGCAAGGGGUGGAGGAGAAGGAGAGGAGCCAGGAGAAGGAAAACUUCUUGGAAAGCGGUUGCAAAGCCUGCGGCAGCACAGAGCAGAGAGGCAGCUGCAUCGAGGUCAUUGUGACCAACGAAAACACUUCCUGCACUUGUCCUACUGCUGGCACUUUACUGGGUUCACCCAAAAUAAAGAAAGGUUUAUCUGCACAUUGCAAUGGCAGCGAUUGUGGCUACUCCUCCAGCAUGGAGGGCAGCGAAACGGGGUCGCGGGAGGGCUCGGAUAUUGCUUGCACCGAAGGGAUUUGCAACCACGACGAAAACGGCGAUGACCCCUGCCUCCAUCGCUGUGAGGACAAGGAGGAGGACGGGGACAGCUGUGUGGAGUGCUGGGCAAAUUCGGAAGACAACAACAUGAAAGGCAAGAGCAAGAAGAAGAAAAAGAAAAGCAGGAAGGGCGAGGCCGAACACAUCCAAAAGCUGAGCAACUGCGCCGUAGACCCGAGUAGCCACGAGAGCUCUGGCAACGCCAUGCACACGGAGUUCCACCGGGACAAGACCAAAGACCCGCACACCGACACCUGCUGCCGUGCGGAGAAGGGCGGGCAGGCGUGGUUGGAGCACAGGAAAACAGCGCUGUCAUGUGCAGAACUCCCAGAGGCAGCCUCCGCUCCAGACUCUGGGAAAGGUGCCAAGAGCUUGGUGGAACUCCUCGAUGAAUCCGAAUGCACUUCUGACGAGGAAAUCUUCAUCUCGCAAGACGAGAUCCAGUCGUUCAUGGCGAACAACAAGUCUUUCUACAGCAAUAGAGAGCAGUACCGCCAGCACCUGAAGGAGAAAUUUAACAAAUACUGCCGCUUGAACGAUCACAGGAGGCCGGUUUGUAGCGGCUGGCUGACGACAGCCGGAGCGAACUAAACCCAAUAAAAUUAGCUCUGUCUUUCAAUGAAAUCUUUCGAGACGACUACUGCGCCUUUUCUGUCUUCGAAAACAAAACACUUUCUUUAGCAACUAAACAAAAAAUCUUACCUUUAAAAGAAUCAAUGUGGCUUUCUGUUUCCUUUCAUUCUUUUUCUCUCUCUGAUGCCCCCACGCCUGUGCAGGAGGCUGGUGGAGGUGAUAACUUUUAAUUUGGGGUUUCUUCUCCCUCCCACCCCUCCUGGCACCCUGUUUCAGGCUUGGAUCUUUAGUUUUGGCUAGAUUGAGGCAAGCCCUUAGACCUUCAUAAUUUAAGCCAUUUCUGUCUCUCUGUCUCUUUCUCUCUCUGUCUUUUCAUUCAAUGUUUCUCUUAACUGUGACACUUAACAAACAGACAAAAAAAAAAGCAAGUUAGUGGCAAAAGUAAUGUUGUACUUAUAAUUCUGUACAGAAAUGACAAUGAACUCAAUAUAAAGAUUUUACAAAGUAGACAUCCAUUUGCAAAAAGAGGAAAAAAAUGUUCUGGAUGUAAUAUGUUGAAGCGCAAUGUGCAAAAUUUAAAAAUAAAGAAUAUUUAUUAAUAUG
Lacerta agilis (Sand lizard) is the source of this 2967-nucleotide messenger RNA. It is a transcript of the gene GGNBP2, whose product is annotated as gametogenetin binding protein 2. The transcript has 15 exons. NCBI's taxonomy places the organism in Eukaryota, Metazoa, Chordata, Lepidosauria, Squamata, Lacertidae. The coding region runs from base 172 to 2382 and encodes 736 amino acids. Gene Ontology annotation, cellular component: cytoplasm; nucleus. The record is from RefSeq and is a predicted model, not a curated record.